AUGUUUAAUCGUAAUCAAAGGGCUGAAACAAGAAAUAGAGCAAAAGAUGAAUUAAAAAAAGUAAUUAAUGCUAUUGAUAAGGUAAGAAAAUGGGAAAAAAAAUGGAUAAAUUAUAAAGAUUCGUCUAUAUCUGUAUAUAAAUGGGUUCCAAUAUCUGGACCUUCAUCUUUUUCAACAGUUAAAAGUAUUGUAAAAACAACAGCACAGGAUACAGAAGAUAGUAAUGCUCCACCAUCAGUGGAAAAUUCUAUGGGUUGUACAAAUAGUAAAACAUUUCAAACCAUUAAUGAAGAUUCUAAUACAGGAUUUUUAGAAUCUAAUUAUGAUAGCGAUUCUAAUCAAACUUUUGAUCGUAUAAAUUAUAGAAAUAUUUCAAAUGGUUCAACAACAGGAAGUACAGAUUUUUCAUCACUAAGAGCAGAAGAAAAAGGUAUAAAAGAAGAUUCUAUAGAACCACCUGCAAAGAAAGAAAAACACGAAUAA
Strongyloides ratti is the source of this 483-nucleotide messenger RNA. Its product is annotated as BCL7-like. The coding region runs from base 1 to 483 and encodes 160 amino acids. Lineage: Eukaryota; Metazoa; Nematoda; Chromadorea; Rhabditida; Strongyloididae. The transcript has a single exon. The record is from RefSeq and is a predicted model, not a curated record.